AUGUGGAAUGAAAAUGUAUUGCUUUUCAUUCUGGGCAUGCUGUUUCUAAUAGGCGGCUUGCCCAACUUCCUAAACCAGGACGACUGGGCUAACUGCUCGGGCAAAGCCCCCUGCUCCCUGGCCUUCCUGUCGAACAAUCCGCUCAGCCUGCGUUGCCCGAGUGCCACAGAAGUACCAGAAGGCUCCGUGUACUGGCAGUACCAGGACCUCAGCCAGCCUCAAGCCCAACCCAGCACCUUCAUCAGAUCCGGGCACUUGACGGUGUACCAAGGGCCGAUGGGCGAUCUGGGAAGCCGAGCCAAUCUACAUCGAGGCUCCUUGAUCAUGGACACGGCGAAGACCUCAGACACGGGCCUGUACCUGUGUAAGUCGGCUAAUUCCACCCUAGCCGCCUACCAGGUGGAUGUGCAGGACUCGUCUCUGGUUUACGUGUCCCACCAAGGGCUGGGGGAGAGCAUUCUGACAAACCAGACCCUGAGGGUGAACGUGGGCUCUUCCCAGCACAUGGUCAAGCUCUACACCCGCUGGGGACCAUGGCAGGAAUGUAACCGGUGUAACGUAAUAGGGGAGCAGAAGGUGAUGGGCUUCUGUUACGCCAAACUUAGCAACACCGACAAGGACGAGGACGAGGACGAGGACGAGGCACUGGAGGUGAAUGGCGUCACCUUGCCCUGUGGCCUAAUGGAGCUGUUCAUUGGGCAGUCCUUGCCCCGGCGUGCCGCCGAGCUCCACUACCAAUGGUGCCGCCAGCCGUGCAAGAAGGAGGAACAAUCAUUGGAGAUCGCAGCCAAUCUUCUGUUGCUGGAGAUUGGCGAAUGGUGGCGGUGGUGGUGUGGUCGGGAGCCUGUGUUCGACUGGAUGGAGCCACGUACAACUCUUCUGCAGCCGAUGUACUACGGCAUCCGUGACAACGCCCGGAUCACAUGCCCGGGGGCGUCGGUUUACACGUCCGUUCUAUGGCAGCGCGACUCCACCUUUAUCACCCAAGGUGGCAGCAGUGACGGGAGACACCGGCUGGUCGACGCCAUGGGGGGCAUGUAUGAAAUCAAAAGCGUGAUGCCCUCCGACCGCGGCAUCUACCGCUGCUGGGUGCAUGGGCGUAGGGUUGCCUCCUUCCACCUUGAGACGCCCGAGAAGCCAGUGGUACACCGCCCCGUCAACCGGCGACUGCUGAAAGGCGUAACAAUCAUCGUCGGCACGAUCGCCAUGGUCUUUAUAAUCAGCGCCGUGGUGGAGAUAUUACACACUUAG
Molecule: messenger RNA, 1251 nt
Organism: Amblyraja radiata (thorny skate)
Lineage: Eukaryota; Metazoa; Chordata; Chondrichthyes; Rajiformes; Rajidae
Product: protein FAM187B-like
Exons: 1
Coding region: 1-1251 (416 amino acids)
Source: RefSeq, a predicted model, not a curated record